Seriola dumerili (greater amberjack) is the source of this 1998-nucleotide messenger RNA. RefSeq names its product coagulation factor XIII A chain (gene f13a1). The coding region runs from base 1 to 1998 and encodes 665 amino acids. Lineage: Eukaryota; Metazoa; Chordata; Actinopteri; Carangiformes; Carangidae. Gene Ontology annotation, biological process: blood coagulation, fibrin clot formation; peptide cross-linking. Gene Ontology annotation, molecular function: protein-glutamine gamma-glutamyltransferase activity. The record is from RefSeq and is a predicted model, not a curated record. The transcript has 15 exons.
AUGUGUCAGCAGGUCAACAAACCAAACCACUUCACAACCGCCUACGACAUCCAGAACCUGGUGGUCCGACGCGGUCUGGAGUUCGUCAUGAGGAUCAGCUUCAACCGCCCGUUCGCCCAGGGAGACGACUUCCAGGUGGAGUUCCUGAUUGGCUCCAACCCCUCUCCCAGUAAGGGCACCCAGGUGGUGGUGACGUUCGGGACCCGUCACGGCGGCCCGUGGUCGGGCCGGAUCCUGGAGACCAGUGGUGAGACUUUGAUGCUGGGCAUCACCCCGACAGCCGACGCCGUCGUGGGGAAGUUUCGGACUUACGUGGCCGUCAUGGUGGGCGGCGGCCUGCAGAGGACCAAGAGGGACCCCAGCACCGACCUGUACCUGCUCUUCAACGCCUGGUGUCCAGAAGACGCCGUGUUUGUCCCUAACGAAGGCGAGCGGAGGGAAUACGUCCUCAACGACACAGGUGUGAUCUACCAGGGCUCAGUCGGAGCUGUGUCACACCGCAACUGGAUGUAUGGACAGUUUGAACGUGGAAUUUUAGACGCCUGCAUUCACAUCCUGGAUGCGUCUCGGAUGCCGAUCUACAACCGAGGCAACAUCAUCAAACUGGUCAGGAAGGGGUCGGCCAUGCUGAACUCUCAGGACGACAACGGUGUGUUGGUGGGGAACUGGAGCGAGGACUUCUCCAUGGGCACGCCCCCGACAUCUUGGACAGGCAGCGUCAAAAUCCUGCUGCAGUUCGUCAACACCGGAGUCCCCAUCUGCUUCGCCCAGUGCUGGGUGUUCGCCGGAGUCUUCAACACCUUCCUGCGUUGCCUCGGCAUCCCGGCGAGGGUCAUCACCAACUUCUCCUCAGCUCACGACAACACGGGCAACCUGAAGACCGACCUCAUCUUCAAGCCUGACGGGACGCCGGACAAACGCCACACCAGGGACUCCAUCUGGAACUACCACUGCUGGAACGAGGUGUUCAUGGCGCGUCCUGACCUGCCGCCCGGCCUCGCAGGAUGGCAGGUGGUGGACGCCACGCCCCAGGAGACCAGUGAUGGACAUUUUCGCUGCGGCCCAGCCUCAGUCAGUGCCAUUAAAGAGGGUCUGCUGUGCCACCCGUUUGACUGUGGAUUUGUCUUCGCUGAGGUGAACAGUGACGUGGUCUUCCUAAAGCGGGAUCGCUACGGGACUCUGACUCCAUUCAGGGUGGAUAAGACUCACAUUGGACAGGCUAUUUACACCAAAGCUGUUGGCAGCCCAGCACCUAUGGACAUCACAUACACCUACAAGUAUCCUGAAGGAAGUGGAGAUGACAGCAGGACUAUGGCUCGGGCGGAGGAAUACGGCUGCGAGAGGGAUCACUCUGAGCUGCCUCAGACCCAGAUGUCUGUCGUCAUCAGUACUGAACAGUGCCACCUGGGUCAGGACGUGAACCUGGCCGUGGAUUUCCAGAACCAGGGUGAAUCCCCCCAAUCUGUCCAAGCUCACCUGUCCGGGUCGGUCGUCUUCUACACCGGAAUCACAGCCAGUCAGUUCAAAGAUCAGAGCUUCAGUGUCACAGUGACGCCCUACCAGACGGAGCGUGUGAUGUUGAAGAUCUCAGCUCAGGAGUACAUGCCUCACCUGGGCGCUCAGCUCUGCCUCCACUUCAUUGUGACUGGACAGGCUGAUGACCAAUCAGUGAGCGCCAUCAAGGUGGUCAACCUGCAGACCCCCAGCCUCAUCAUGACGGUGAGCGGCACGCCUCAGGUGCAGCAGCGGAUGUAUGUGACCGUCUCCUUCACCAACCCCUUCAACUUCCCCCUGAACAACGUCCACGUGGCCAUGGAGGGACCUGGACUCAUGAGUGACAGGACGCGUAACUACAGCGUCAUCAACCCUCAGUCCUCAUUCUCCUGGACGGAGGAGUUCAUCCCUCGGCUGGAUGGAACCCGAUGCCUUGUGGCGCAGUUGAACAGCAGCAACCUGUCUCAGGUGUCGGGACAUGUUGAUGUCAUCAUCUCACCCUGA